Messenger RNA from Neurospora tetraspora, 1995 nucleotides. RefSeq names its product calcium/proton exchanger. The record is from RefSeq and is a predicted model, not a curated record. Gene Ontology annotation, cellular component: membrane. Gene Ontology annotation, molecular function: calcium:proton antiporter activity. The annotation marks the transcript as partial. Lineage: Eukaryota; Fungi; Ascomycota; Sordariomycetes; Sordariales; Sordariaceae. Gene Ontology annotation, biological process: intracellular calcium ion homeostasis; calcium ion transmembrane transport. The transcript is spliced from 4 exons.
AGAAUCCGGACCUGGGAAAGGGCAAAAGCUCAUGGCCCAGCGCCUCUGGUGCGAACUAGGUCUGAUGCUACUCCAAUCUUGAGAGCGAGUGGAAGCCGCCGUGGCACAAUCACGACAGCCGAGACCGGCCGCCAUGGCUCAGUGGUGUCUGGUCAGACACAAGCGAAGAAGCCCUCGGCACUUGCGCGCUUCUACUCCUGCGCUAAAGGCAUUCUUUUCUCGAGCUUCUUGAACAUAGCCCUGGUCUUUGUACCGGUGGCAUUCGCCGUCCACUUCACGUCCAUGCCGGCUGGCGUGGUCUUCGGCAUGAACGCUGUUGCGAUUAUUCCUCUGGCCGGGCUCCUCAGCCAUGCGACGGAAAGCGUAGCCGGUCGUUGCGGUGACACGGUCGCUGCCCUGAUGAACGUCACCUUUGGAAACGCUGUUGAGCUAAUCAUUUUCAUAAUUGCGCUGGUAAAGAACGAAAUCCGGAUCGUCCAGGCCUCUCUCGUUGGUUCAAUUUUGGUUAACCUCCUGUUGAUCCUGGGGAUGUGCUUCAUCUGGGGCGGUCUGCGCUAUCGCGAGCAGAUUUACAACAGCACCGUAACCCAGAUGAGCGCUUGUUUGCUCACACUGAGUGUGCUGAGCUUGAUGCUUCCAACCGCGUUCCACGCCACGUUCAAAAACGUCAAGGAGGCGGAUAGUAAGGUUCUACCCCUCAGCCGGGGAACCAGUGUCAUCCUGCUCCUUGUUUACUUCCUCUACCUCAUCUUCCAGCUACAAUCGCACUCCUAUCUGUACGCGCCAACGCCAAGGCACGUAAUUGAGCAGGCAACGGCACCCGGCCCUGUAGCUCAUUACUUCAACUCUAGACGUAACUCGUCUUCAUCUCGUGAUGAGAACUCACGACAAGCGCCCCAGGCCAUGUCGAACGAAGAUGGUGGCACAGCUGGAAGACAGGAGAACAGCAGGGGUGUGACCACAACGGAGCACAGCGCCGCUGAAAGGACGACAGCUGUCACAGAUGACACGCUCCACCAGACGCAGGAACUCAAACCUACUAACCACCCUGAGACUGACACGUUCGCUGUCAAUGACGCAAGAGGGCCGGGCCAGCAGGGUGAAACAAACGAUGUUGAGACGUUGCAAGGCCGAGACCAGAAUUCUGGGACCAACGAACAUCAUGGUUCUAGCCUAGCCAGUGACUUGGAGGCACAGCGGGACACGGCCCCUCGCACUGCGCCGUUCUUACUCAGAUCGCUCCGGCCGAUUUCAACUGCUGUUGCCUCCAUGCUGGAGAACACCAACGAAGCAGAGCAACCGGAGAACGGUCCACAAGGACAGUCACUGCGGCGUGUCCAGUCUAUGCCGGUUGCGACCCGGCGCCGCACCUUGCCGGGACUACUGCUGCCGGAACUACCGGCAAUAGUCCCCAUUGUGGUCGACAGCAUACCGGGCACGCCCGUAAAUAGUGAGGAAAAGCCAGAGGCCCAGGAGACUCCGGAGGUGGAAGCCAUGUCACAGAAAGCCGCCAUCAUCCUUCUUCUGGCCUCGACCGGCUUGGUCGCCCUUUGUGCCGAGUUCAUGGUGGACUCCAUUGAUGCAAUCGUCGCCCGGGAUGCAGACGCAACCACAGGCAUCUCCGAAGCCUUCAUCGGUCUAAUCCUCCUCCCCAUUGUAGGCAAUGCAGCCGAACAUAUCACAUCUGUGAGCGUGGCACUCAAGAACAAGAUGGACUUGGCACUAGGCGUGGCGCUGGGCAGCAGUAUCCAGAUUGCGCUGUUUGUGACGCCCGUAGUGGUUAUCUUGGGCUGGAUCAUGGAUCGAGACAUGUCUCUCUACUUUACCCUCUUCGAGACUGUUUGCAUGUCCGUUAGUACCUUCAUCGUGAACUUUCUCGUUAAGGAUGGGAGGAGUAACUACCUCGAGGGAGCACUUUUGGCAUCUGCCUACCUCAUUAUUGCCGUGGCAGCGUUUUACUUGCCAAAUCCAAGGUUGGCUAGCUCUGUAGGGUAA